Molecule: messenger RNA, 1549 nt
Organism: Nanorana parkeri
Lineage: Eukaryota; Metazoa; Chordata; Amphibia; Anura; Dicroglossidae
Gene: PRMT2
Product: protein arginine methyltransferase 2
Exons: 9
Coding region: 53-1423 (456 amino acids)
Biological process (GO): peptidyl-arginine methylation
Cellular component (GO): nucleus
Molecular function (GO): protein-arginine N-methyltransferase activity; protein binding
Source: RefSeq, a predicted model, not a curated record
GGUGUUUGGGGAUCCACCUAUUUACUUGGCAAGGCAACCUGGCAGGGGAGAGAUGGAAAGUGAUCUUUGGUCGGCAGAACAUGAAGACCAAGGUGACAAUCUAUGCGAAAGCAGUCAUGGUGAGUCGUAUGAGCAGCUUCCAGACAUAGCUCGCUUGCGGAUCUCCUCUACCAUGGGCGAUAUGGAGCAUUAUACCUAUGAAGAUUGCAGCCCAAGUGAAUUUGUUAUGAUGUGCGACUUUGUGGCUGCUGAGGAAACACAGUUAAGUGUUUCUUGUGGGGACCGGGUUCUCCUCCUGUCUGCAGUGACGUCGGAUUGGUGCUGGGUUGAACAUAAUGGUAAUUGCGGGUAUGUGCCAGCCAGUCAUUUGCACAGAGUAAAUGAUGAAGAAGACACAGAAGACGAUGACCCUUGGCAGGAUGAGGAGUAUUAUGGGAGCUACAAGACUUUGAAACUACACUUGGAAAUGCUGUCUGACCAACCUCGUACCCAGACAUACAGAAAUGUUAUACUACAAAACAAAUCAGCACUGAAAGGGAAGCGAAUCCUGGAUCUGGGAUGUGGAACCGGAAUAAUAAGUUUUUUCUGUGCACAGCUGGCACAACCAGAUGUUGUGUAUGCGGUAGAAGCGAGUGAUAUUGCUGAACAAACAAGGAGAUUAGCGGAAGAAAAUGGACUCUUGGGGAUCGUUCAGGUUAUACAUCAGAGGGCAGAAGAGCUGACGUUACCUUCCAAGGUGGAUGUCCUUGUGUCUGAGUGGAUGGGAACCUGUCUGGUGUUUGAAUUCAUGUUGGAAUCCGUUCUUCUAGCUCGUGACCUGUGGCUGGAUGAAGGUGGAAUAAUGUGGCCAAGUACUGCAUCUAUUCACAUGGUUCCGUGCAGUGCAGAGAAGGAAUAUGCCACCAAAGUUCUCUUCUGGGACUCUGCCUAUGGGCUGGACUUCAAGGUGUUAAAGCCUAUGGCUGUAAAAGAGUUCCUAUCAAAACCAAAACCUGACUAUGUUCUAAACCCUGAGGACUGUCUGUCUGAGCCCUGCGUCUUGCUGGAUGUAGAUAUGAAGACUCUGAAAAUUGAAGAGCUGGAGAGACUGAGCGGUCCCUUUACAUUCUGUGUGAAGCGUGAUGGCAUGCUCCAUGGUUUUACUACUUGGUUCAGUGUCCAGUUCCAGAACAUUGAGAACCAGGGGCACGUGGAACUGAAUACAGGUCCUUUCAACCUGCUCACUCAUUGGAAACACACACUGUUUAUGCUGGAUGAACCUAUACAGAUUCACAGAGGAGACCGGAUUGAGGGCUCUGCAGAAUUUUCCAGGGAUCCCUUUUGGAGACGCCACUUAUCGGUCACACUCAACUGGUCGGUUACUGGGGAGUCAGCGACAACGGCACACAAUGUUGGCUGCAAGGUAUUUCCAAUAUGGAGAUGAAUUGUGUUCCAUGAGGAGAACUGCUGAAGUUGUUUAAACAGAAGACACAAGCGACACUACACCGUAUUUUACUUACAUUUAACAUGUAUUACCUGGCAGCAAAGGUGACAAACAAUUUGUAAUUGA